AUGGACUCCGGUGCAACAGACAUACCUAGCCAUGCAUGUUUUCCGGCCCAGAUCCAAACACAUAUAAGAAACCAGGGCUCAAACUCGUCGUCGAUGAGCCACGAUGUGAUGGCAAUGGCCGAGCCUAUUCCAUCACCCCGCCGAUGGUCUCCCACCUAUGUACCCCGAAGGCGAAGUAGACAGAUGCCGUCACUAUCAUUUGUACCGUCACCAGUGAUGCCACGCAUAGAGUCGCAUGACUUUUCGACCUCAGCAUCACGGCGCCCCACAGAUCGGGGUCCAGCUUGCAUGUCACCUUUUCGCUCGGUUCGGAGGAUGAAAGAACCAUUUCAAUUAAUGCUUCCGACAUCCCCGGCGUCCCUGGAAGGCCCUCCCCCCAACUUUCCUGAAAAGACAAGGAGGCCGUCAAAAGCGCCGGCGGACCACACAUUACGAACAUGGCGCUCAGACCAAAACCUGACUUGCGGCAGCUUGGAGGCUUUCGGCCUUCUACCCAGCCCGCCUAUAUCAGAAUCACGCCCCGCAAGCACGGGUCCUGAGUUAUCUUACUUUGAUUCACAGUCCUCCGAUGAAUCUGUUCGAUCAAGUGACGGGAGGGAUGAGAAGGAUGAGCCUGGUACUCAACCGGAACGUACCGCCCCCCCAGACUGGAAGAAUCAACCACGAACAGAUGUCAUGAAUGUUCAUGAAGCUCACUCAGAGUUCGUACGCCAGUGUGAGUCUGGCAAUGCACAAGAGUCAAGACCCCAAUCUCCGAAGAAGGCUGCAUCUUCUCAAGCAUCUCCGAAGCCAGAGAGUAGUGAGACAGUUCUUAUUCCCGGGAGCUCACCUAGACCCCAACGUCCUCGGACUGCGACAGUCUCGAGUGAAGCUAGCUGGGUGCCCAGCAACUUCUCAUACUGUGAAAGAUGGCUGCAAGGUGUCCCGGUUGACAAGGUGGAUGACGAAAAAACAUCUACAAAAGAGUUCACCAAUCGGCGGAAGUUCCAGAUUGUUGAGAACGACCCUCCAAUGCCAAAACUGGACAUCAUCCCGGGGGCAAAGGCCCUCGAAGAACCUGUGAGAUUCGUCGUCGCUAGCAAGACAAAACCGAAACUUGUCGAUAUCGCUCGACAAUCAUCACCAUCGCCUCCACUGCUUCCACCGCCAUGCUUGCUGCCAAACACCGUACCGACGACGCCGGAUCAGCGUCAAGAGGAAGUAUCCGCAUUUAGCCCGGACACUCCUCUUGAUAUGUCUGAUAGUGGUUACGGAACUCGCGACUCCGGCUAUUCCUUUGAUAGCUUUGAUGGUAGCAAAGUCGAUGAUGACGACGAUGCCUAUACCGAUCCAGGGUCAUUGACCUCUUCGGACAGUGUCGGAUCAACCGUCAUCUGCGAGAAGCCUGAAUCCGCGCAGGGAGACCGCGAGAUUAGCCCACAACCUGAAAUCAGAUCGGGCAGCGUGAGCCCAAAGGCAUCAUCCCCACCAACAACUCACGCACCAGGACGAAAGUCUCCCAUAUCGGAACAGGAAGAUGAAAAGCCACGGAUAUUGCACCAUGACUGGACGCUGGACGAUCAUGAAUGGACCCUAGAUGAGCUCGACCACUCUGUCAAAGAUUUCCCUCGGCAUAUGCUCCGCCUCGCAUCCCCUGUUAUGGUAUUCCUUCGCAAGAACGACGAGAAGGCCAUCAUUAAGCCCUUCCGCACUAUAUUCCCCGAUGUCACGGAGAACCUCCUCGACGGUCUAUGUGCUGCCCUCCUCGCUAGAAACUACCUCCUUUCUCUAUCAACCACCUGCCGAACCAAGCCGACGCCCUCUCCGCGCAAAGACGCAUACACCAUUGACGGUGUUCCGAAAAAAGCAUACAAUACGCUGGGGAUCCAGCUUCCACCCGGGUCUGCCAGCAAGCCCAAGGACCCCCUUUUCAGCUCUCGCAGCGCGGAGCUCCAGACACACCUCGAACGAAUUGUGGACAACCUCCUAUUCGCCAUCUGCGGCCGAUCAGGCCCUACUUUGAAAUCUGCCGUUGAAGUUCUCGCCCAAGUGCUCGAAACCAAGGCUUCGCAUUGA
Molecule: messenger RNA, 2055 nt
Organism: Penicillium mononematosum
Lineage: Eukaryota; Fungi; Ascomycota; Eurotiomycetes; Eurotiales; Aspergillaceae
Exons: 3
Coding region: 1-2055 (684 amino acids)
Source: RefSeq, a predicted model, not a curated record